AUGGUUUUAAGUGCGGUCAGAGUGUCAUCCAGAACAAAAGUUCCAACAGCCUCCGUCAUCAUCGUACAUGGGUUAGGUGAUUCCGGUGAUGGGUGGAAGUUCUUCAGCGAUUUAGCUAGAAGAUCAUCAGAAUUUGAUCAUAUUAACUUCGUCUUCCCAAACGCUCCAACCAUCCCAAUUACUGCAAAUGCUGGGUAUGAAAUGCCUGGAUGGUUUGAUAUUUUCCAAUUUGGAGCUCCAGGUGGUAAAAAAGAUGUUGAUGGUUAUCUCAAAUCACUUGAUCUUGUGAAAAGCUACAUCAAAGAACAGAUUGAUCUAGGCGUAAAACCUGAUAGAAUUAUAGUUGGAGGUUUCAGUCAAGGUGCUGCAUUGGCUUUAGGUGCUUUAGCCACUCUAGAUUUCAAAGUCGCUGGUUUCUUAAUCUUUUCAGGUUUUAUGCCAGUUGGUGAAAAGAUAAAAUCACUUUUCAACCCCAAAAAUUUGGAAACACCAGUAUUUCAAGGACAUGGUGAUGCAGAUCCCAUCAUCCACAAAGAAUAUGCUGAUCAGACUCAUGAGUUCUUCAAAGAAUUAGGAUACAAAAAUUACAAUUACAACAUUUACCCAAACCUACCACACUCAGUUGCUAAUGAAGAACUAUCACAGGCGUUCGAUUUCUUGAGAAAAACAAUCCCAAGAGAAUGA
Hansenula anomala is the source of this 684-nucleotide messenger RNA. It is a transcript of the gene TML25, whose product is annotated as palmitoyl-(protein) hydrolase. The coding region runs from base 1 to 684 and encodes 227 amino acids. The record is from RefSeq and is a predicted model, not a curated record. Gene Ontology annotation, cellular component: cytoplasm. NCBI's taxonomy places the organism in Eukaryota, Fungi, Ascomycota, Saccharomycetes, Phaffomycetales, Wickerhamomycetaceae. Gene Ontology annotation, biological process: protein depalmitoylation. The transcript has a single exon. Gene Ontology annotation, molecular function: palmitoyl-(protein) hydrolase activity; carboxylic ester hydrolase activity.